UACCGUACAUAUAUGUCAACUAAAUUUAUAUUUUUAUUAACAAAUUAUCAAUACACAAAAAACAUCGUCAAUAGUAAAAUAGAUAGGUACUAGUACUACUAGCAGUCAAACAUUUUAUCGCGUCAAACAAGUUUAAAUGUUCGAUUAUAUUAGACUAGCUUUUUGAUGGCGACCGAUAACAACAGACACGGACGAAAUGCUAUCGGAAAAAUAAUGCAUUUUAUCGGCUGCCGAAAUAGACAUACUAGAAAAGUCAUCAGAGUCUACAGGGGGAAGGAUAUGGCCACUUGUCCCCUCUAAUUGGAUCCGCGCCUGAUGGGUGAUACAAUAGCGAUUAUCACAGUGUGAAUUUCACACUAUCAAAACAUUCUCGCCAUAAUAUAAUAUUUUACUUUACAAAUGUUUGUCUGACAUUUAUGUGUGUCAUCUGUAUAUUUUUUUAUUCAAUUUCUAUGGGUGUGCUAAAAUUAUUAAAUUAUUUUACCGAAACAUACUUGGAUCCAGAUAUUUGUCUAUUUAAUAGAAAUAUGUGGAAUCAUUUUAAUACAGAUGGAGCAAGGACCAUAAACCACCUUGAAGGAUGGCAUGCAGCUCUUAAUAAAGCUGUUGGUAGACCAAAGCCAAAUAUUUUUAUUUUAAUCAAAGAGCUAAAAAACCAACAAUCAAACUUCGAGCUUGACCUCAUAGCACAAAAAAACUGCAAUAGACCACGAAAGAUGAAAACUAAAUAUAGAAAAUUAGAAGAAAGGUUAUCAUUUGCAAAAGAUAGGUUACUGAAUGGUACGAUUUGUAUUUUGGAAUACUUAGAUGCAAUAAUGUUUCAUUUUCAUUUAGAAAACGGAAGCUUAUAAUGUUAAUUGUUAAUUUAUAGUAUUAAUAGUAAAGUUGACUUGAACAAUGUUCGUGAUUUAUACAAAUAAUUUAAAGCAAUAAAAAAUAAUAUAGUUUAAUUAGUAAGUAUAAUUCAUCACAAUAUAGUGUGUCGGCAAAUCGGGUGUCGGCAAAAUGGUGUGUCGGCGAAUUGAUUUGUCGGCCAAUCGGUACGUCACGGUUUGCGCACAGUACAUAAUAUUUUACCUGGAAACUAACUUAUAAAGCAGUUUAUCCUAUAUUUUUUUAAGUAAGCAUAAUUACAUUUUCAAAUAAAAUCUAUAUAUUACCUGAUUGAUUAACGGGGUUUUUUUCUAAAACUGUUGAAAAAAUGUAAUACAUGUACUUUAUUGAAAUUUUUGUUUUAUUGUUUAACUUAAAUAUUUAAACUAACAAAUAAAAAAUAAAAAUAAUGUACUAAUUUAUUAUUAUCUAACUACCUAACUUUACUACAAUAU
Molecule: messenger RNA, 1328 nt
Organism: Rhopalosiphum padi (bird cherry-oat aphid)
Lineage: Eukaryota; Metazoa; Arthropoda; Insecta; Hemiptera; Aphididae
Exons: 3
Coding region: 417-851 (144 amino acids)
Source: RefSeq, a predicted model, not a curated record